UCGCUGUGAUGGCGUUAUGUAAAAGACAGAAAAGCAGAACCCACUCGCUGACUCCAGUUUUUAAAGCAAAAUGGUAUUCACCCCCCUUCUUCUGAUGAUUGGAUGAAGUCAUUGCCACUGAGAAUUGUUCCAGACCUUUGACCUCCAGUCAAUGAAGUGCUCACCUUAAGUCUCUGGAGGGGAGCCAGAUUUGAGAUGUGCUUCUGUGCUUGGAGUUUCCAGUUCACCAGAUCAGCUACACUCUGUUCAGCACGCAGGACUUGUGACAGUUUUUCAGAGGUUCUGAAGUUUUCUGUCAUGUUAAAUAGGAUACAAAGCUGCAUGACUCAAGCUGUCAUUGAGAUAUCUAAAACAUUUCAGUCCUUUGCUGGAGGUAGAUCUUGAUUCUUUGCUUCUCUGAAGAGCUGCAGAAAAACAAAAAGACUUGAAUGGUUCUUUGGAAGCUCUCUUCUUUAGCAAGAAUUGUUUUGUGUCAAGCUGCAGCCUUUUCUGUGGUUGUGAUCCAGUUUUCCCUUUUGCAUUGUAACAGUUGUCAACUUUCUGAUCCCAGACCCCUCAAGGCUCCCUUCCCUGUAGAAUUAAGUCAGCCCUACCAAGGGUGAUUUGGUUUUCAUUAGCUGCUUUUUACAGACCUGGAUAAGACUUUCUGGCUUUCUGGGGUCUGGUAACAGCAGGUUACCAGUGGGUGACCCAUGUGAAGUAGGGCACUGCAGGCCAUGGAGUUGUAGGAGAAUAAGGCACUUCUGUGGCUCAGAAGGUGUCCUAAUUGUUUUAAAUUGUUGAAGGUGAGUGAUGCAUUGUGUAAAAUUCUGCUCUACCUUUUAAAAAGUAGCUUGUACUCAAGAUUUCUGUAACCUUGGUAUUCUGGGGAAGGUAGUGAGGGCAGGGAAUGCAUCACUGCUUUUAUGUAGUGCUGCAGGUUUUGGUGUUUUUGUUUUUGUUUUUUGUUUUGUCCCUAAACAAGAAGCUCUGCUGUGAAGCUCCCCUGUCAAUACGUAGCUUCGCUUGUUUCUUUGCUUGCAGCUGUAGGUCAAUCUGACAGUGGCCUAACCUGAAUUACGGACAGCCGUGAAGCUGUCUUUUCCCCAUGUUACCUCUUCGCCCACCUUACUCCAGUUCUUUCCAUAGGGCAGGGCUUGAUUGAGUACUUGUAUGAUGGCUAGCACAGUAGGUCCUCAAUCCUUCUCUGGGGCUGUACCUGCUGCCAGUGCUGCUGUAUCCAAUAACUUCUUAACAGUGGAAAAUACUAAAACAGUGAGGGUCUUGUGAUGCUUCCUAGCAUUCUACCAUCUUCAAAACCAGUUUCCAACUGCCCUCUAAACUUGCUUAUGGUCUCUGACGCUUUUCUGUCUGAGUGUAGGAUUAAAUUAUUUUUCUGGGGCUUAAAAGCCCCAGAAAGAAGAAUAAGAGUUGUUGAAGAGUUGUUGACAAAGUUCUUGGAAAUUGUGGAUUUCAUCUGGGAUUUUUUUGGGGAGCUGCAAGCAGGCUAGAUACUGGGGAUUCAAAUACAUUGUGGAGGUAGUUCUUCAUAAAUACAAAUUAUUCUCUGUACUAAUUCAUUUGGGUGUCCUUUGAGUCAUCUUGGAAAUUAUUUUCAUCAUUUUUCCUUUGUUUGAAGUAAGGCUAGGUUGUCUUGUCUUUUUUUUUUUUUUUUUGAAUAAGGAAGACAAAUGCUAAGAAAUGGCUUGGUGCUGAAUCCAGUCCUUUCUCAGAACUCGUUUCCCCUUCUGUUUCUCCCUCGGAUCUGUCAGGCUCUUUUCAAACUCACUGAGUUGUGAUUAAAUAAAAGAACAAGGAAUUACAUAACUGAUUUUUUCCAAAUUGCCUCUUAGCUUUCAUGUAUUUAGUCUCCCUUAUUGAUGUGCUGUUAAUCACCUUCCUGUUUCUCUGCUUCCACAUCAAAAGACAGAAGGGUACCUGCGUGGCAUUGCCAUCAGAUGAACUGCGCUGGUGGUAGAUGCUGUUGCUCACUUUCCUGUUCAGCUUCUUGUGUCGAGGUUCCCAUGUUUCCUGAGUUGUGAGCUGAUCCCCCCAGGGCUGAUUGUGAGGACUUGUUAGUGUUCAGUUUAGGCUUUCUGCUCAUCCAAAGUUCUUUCACUUAGCGUGUGGGUGCUGGCUCUUACUGCGCUGUUUGGACUUCGCAGUUACGCUGUGAGGGUUUGAGCUGCUCUUUUCCAAGUGAGUCUUCCCAUCCUUGAGUUGUGCUUCUGCCUCCUCAUCCAUUCUUCACAUCCACCCACCUGAGCUGCAGAAAUGGGCAUCGCAGGAGGGGCUGCAGUUCUUGUGGUGGUGUUCAGCAAACCCAGGGGGAAUUUGAGUGAUCUCAAGGGCUUCUGCGUAUGUGCAGGGAGAAGGGAAAUAAGAGGGUCCCUGGCAAGACAGGAGGGUAGUAGAAGGAUGUUGAGCUGCACUAGGAAGCAGAUUUUGGUGGGUUUUGUGUGGUUUCGUUGUUUUGUUUUAUUAUCACCUGUCUCAGAAACGUCCUGGCAGAUCUUAAAGGCAGGCUGCUCUUGUUUUUCCAGCAUCCACCACUAUGAUCGCUAAUCUAUUUCAUAUCAUGUCAUCAGCUGUUGUAUGGUGGUGGCUGCUUGAGGUGUGUUUGGUGUAGGGUGGCUGCUCUUGCCAAGGCUGCUGACCUGCUGGAGGGCUCCUCCUCAAGUACCCGGUCUGGUUGAAGAGUUCAGCAGCAUGGUCUCAUAAUAAAAAGUGCAGUAAUUGGGCAACAGAUGCCAGCUUAUUUAGUAAUGAAGAAUAAAUUCCUUGUCUGUGGAACUGAUGCUGUAUGAAAUUUAGAUUCAGGGAUUGCAUUAUUGCUUUGGCAGAAGAGAUCUGUAGCAUAUGUGAACUUAUUUUUUAGGCAAUAAUGAAUCAAACGGACAAAAGUCAUCAGGAAGUCCCAUCCUACCUCCAUGAGGAGCCACCAGAAGGUUCAUUAAAAGACCACCCGCAGCAGCAGCCCGGCAUGCUCUCUCGUGUGACUGGUGGCAUCUUCAGUGUGACAAAGGGAGCUGUGGGUGCCACGAUCGGGGGUGUUGCUUGGAUCGGAGGGAAGAGCUUGGAAAUUACCAAAACAGCAGUCACAUCAGUGCCUUCGAUGGGAGUGGGGCUGGUCAAAGGAAGUGUUUCUGCUGUGGCUGGAGGCGUUACAGCAGUAGGAUCUGCCGUUGCAAGCAAAGUGCCUUUAACAGGAAAGAAAAAGGACAAGUCUGACUAAAGCCAAAACUGAGAGACAUACUUGAUUUUCUAGAAUAUUACCUUGGUGGCAUUAAAGUCUGCUAAGAUUUGGACUAUGAGAAGCCAUGCAUCUUAGACACUUUGUCUUCUAAAGAGAAAGCUGAUUUCAUCUGGAAAGGACAGAAGCUUGGCUAGUACAGCCUAUGAAGAUUUGUUACAGCCCAGCUUCGAGCUUUGUACCUGGUGAAAUGUUACACUUGAUAACUAUAGGAGAGAGUAUGUGUGUCUGAGGGGGUAACGCAUAUUUGAAUAUUCACUUACUGUAAGUCUUGUGCAGUUUUGGACUGAAAUGUGAACGCAGAAACUGAUGAGGGGCCACUCGCUGUCCUCAGCGGCUUCCACAUCCUCCUGCUAAGGGUCCUUGAGCUGUGUGACGGCACCAUUGGAUGUGCCGGAAUAGUUACAGUUAGGAAACCGUGCUUGCAGGCAGCCUGACAGUUUUCAGUGACUGCACUCUGCCAGUGCAAACUGCCAGCAAACAGAACUGGAAGUGUGCAGAAAUUGGAAAUGAGAGGGAGACGGGAGGUGAGAAAGCUUGACAGUGUGGUAGAAGGGAUCACAAAAUCUAACUUAAUGCCUUAUUAGAAAAGAAUCUCUCUUUACUAGGUGAAGCUUUGUAAAGAGCUGUCCUGUUGUUUCUGUGCAGCUCAUUGAACGAGCUUCAGAGACUCUGUGACUCCUGAUAUCUGAAACUUGCUCAGUUUUUAGCGAAUACAAGAUUGCUAAAUCUCAGGUGUAUUUAAUGAUAGGCAUCUAUCUCCUGCAAGUGGAAGCUUGCUUUGAUCAGCGUCUGAGAGGCACCAGAAAAAAAUGAUGGCUUAAUGGAAACUGAGCAGGUGGUUCUGGUAUCUAGCACAGCUGUGUAACUUGAAAAAAUUACUCUGUGUAGCUGGAAACCGCUGAAGAACCAGCAAAGCUGUUGUCUCAACUCCGUGAUGUGCCAGGUUAGCUUCUUGCUCUGUUUAAACAAAUGCAAGAAUCUUUUCACUACAUCUUUAUCUCAUACUCAGCAUUUUGAGUAAAAUGCAAUACUUUUAUUUGAACCAAAACUGGCAUGUGAGCACCCUUAAAAAAAAAACCAUCAUCAUCUGAGUAAACUGUAUACUGACAAAUGCCAAACUUUGACACUCCUCAUAUGGAAACAUCUAGAGGUCCUCUCCAGUGCGUGAGGCAAAAUGCACUCCUAAGACACAGCUUGAGGUUGCCUUAAAGUACAAGCUGCUGGUGAUCUUUUCUGUGUGUGUGCUGACUUUGCAACUAAGAAGGCUGUGAACGUUGUAUAUGCAGUAUUUUCUAAAGUUGUGUUCCUUCAGAAAAAUUCUGAGCUUGUAAGCUUACUUUUCAGGUAGCUACGGUUGUUCAAGGAUAUAGAGAGACUUUUUAGAAAUUAAAAAAAGUAUAUCACGUGUCUAAAACUUGCUCCUGUAUUCACGGAUGUUGAAAGUAAACUGUGCACAUGGUGGUACAGUGGUAACCCUGUCUUUCUGAGCCAUUGGUACUUCAGCUGCAGUGUGGAACAGCUUUAGUGGCUAUCAGUAAUGAUGAUGUAUUACUAGGCGUAACGACGGGGGCAGUGGGGAGAGCAAAACCCACCAGGUAAACCUCUCUGCUCCUUUCGUUAGCUGCACCAGUUGCUUAUCUCUGAUCUGCAGAAAGUGUGUAAUGAGGUAAGUGCAAGCAAUAAAUGCCACACUUAACUAUUUUUAUAGUCAGAAGGUGACAGUACGGAAUGCUGCAUAGGUGGAAGAUCCCAGAUGGCUGCAGGAAUGAGCAGCUUGGACACGAGCAGCAGUCGAGCUGCAGCAAAUAAUUGAGCCUGGGCUGCUCCCUGCAGUUUCCAGUGUACCCCGGGGCACUACCAGUGAGCACUGCACAUCAGCUGUUUCAGAGCAUAGUGAGAUUUGUAACACCCAACCAAACCCUUCGUUGUUUUCUGAACACACAAACGUUGAACUAGUCUUACCCCCCUUUUUUUUUAUGACAUUCUUUAAUUUUUAUGCUAUGAACCUUGCUGCAAAACAAGCGUGUUAGGAGAGAAGCAAUGUUAGAACUGUAAAAGGCUGCCAGUGCUUCAGUAUGCUUUGUUCUUAGCAUAUCCUGUAGUUAUUCUGAAUCUUGUAACUGAAAUGCUUUACCAUGGCAUAUGGUUUUAGUUUUUGAGAAGAGCUUUGUCCUGUAUUCUGCAUAUUUUCCGUUCAUUUAAGAAAGUCACUUCUUAAGAACUUGUUCUGAUUCUGUCCUGACACUUGUGAAACAUUAAAUUGUUGCUGUUUCAGACUUUC
This is a messenger RNA of Numida meleagris (helmeted guineafowl), 5516 nucleotides long. RefSeq names its product transmembrane protein 263 (gene TMEM263). Lineage: Eukaryota; Metazoa; Chordata; Aves; Galliformes; Numididae. The coding region runs from base 2864 to 3214 and encodes 116 amino acids. The record is from RefSeq and is a predicted model, not a curated record. The transcript has 2 exons.